AUGGGAUUUGUUGCUCCGACUAUCCUAUACGCUAAACUUUUGAUAAAACAGCUCUGGCAGCUGGGAAUCGACUGGGAUGAUGAGCCGCCGCCACACAUCAUUAAGAUAUGGAGACAGUUUUGUCACGAGCUUCCAUUGCUCAAUGAUUUUAAAAUACCGCGACAUGUAGGUGUGGUGGAAGACUGCGUCGUCACUUUAGUCGGAUUCUCAGACGCCAGUGAGCUCGCGUACGGAGGUGUGGUAUACCUUCACGUACAGUCCGCUAGUGGUAACACCGUGCAGCUCGUGUGCUCGAAGUCCAAAGUUGCGCCCUCGCAACCGCUCACUAUCGCUCGUCUCGAGCUCUGCGGAAUCGUGUUAUUAUCUAAAUUACUUCGCACAGUUUUAAAUAAUUACGCUGGCCGCUUUGCCGUUAACGUUUGCGCUUUUACCGACUCUAAAGUCGCUUUAUAUUGGAUUAAAAGUUCGCCCCACCGCUGGCAAACGUUCGUCGCAAAUCGCGUCGUCCAGGUGACUGACAACAUCGCCGCUGAUAACUUUCAUCACGUCUCCGGAGUGGAGAACCCCGCAGACUGUUUGUCGCGUGGCGUUACGCCACAGAAGCUUAUUUCGCACCCCCUGUGGUUAAAGGGGCCUCCGUGGCUUGCGAUGGACCCGUCACAGUGGCCUAUUAAUAAAGAGUCCGAGGUACAGUCUAUUGAAGAUAUACCUGAGAGGAAGAUUUUAGCACACCCUGUGACUGCUCCCGCGCAUGACUGCGCUAUAUACAACCUUGCUCAGCGCGUGUCAUCUUGGACGAAGCUAUUACGCGUGAUUGUAUUUGUAUGCAGAUUCACUAAAUUGUUACCUCGCCGUGAGUCCAUGUCCGUUACCGCUAGCGACAUGGAGUUCGCUGAAAUUAAAAUAUUACAAAUUAUACAACGCAAAUAUUUCGUCGACGAAUUAAAUAACUUACGCAAUAAUAAAUGUUGUUCUCCCGCAUUUAAUAAGUUAUGCGCGUUUCUGGACAAUGGUCUGAUUAGGAUUAUUCCCAUAAACAUCCCGCUAUUUUACCGCGACAUGACCAUGUCAUCGACCUUAUUAUUGAUCAUUAUCAUAAAACGCAUUUACACGCUGGUCCCGAGCUUUUGA
Pectinophora gossypiella (pink bollworm) is the source of this 1131-nucleotide messenger RNA. RefSeq lists its product as uncharacterized. The transcript has 2 exons. The record is from RefSeq and is a predicted model, not a curated record. NCBI's taxonomy places the organism in Eukaryota, Metazoa, Arthropoda, Insecta, Lepidoptera, Gelechiidae. The coding region runs from base 1 to 1131 and encodes 376 amino acids.